Colletotrichum navitas is the source of this 2196-nucleotide messenger RNA. Its product is annotated as organic solute transporter Ostalpha-domain-containing protein. Gene Ontology annotation, biological process: transport. The transcript is spliced from 6 exons. The record is from RefSeq and is a predicted model, not a curated record. The coding region runs from base 214 to 1974 and encodes 586 amino acids. Lineage: Eukaryota; Fungi; Ascomycota; Sordariomycetes; Glomerellales; Glomerellaceae. Gene Ontology annotation, cellular component: membrane. Gene Ontology annotation, molecular function: transporter activity.
CGGGCAUCGUCAUCCCUCCUUCACCUUUCAACGCAUGCUCUCGCCCCUCACCCUCCGACACUGCCACUUUGACCAAAGCUUGACUUUCUUUGGAAUCGCUGGUCUGUCUUUCCUCACGAUCCAUUACGACCAGCUCCUCCGAUAGCUAUGAUCUAGGUGACAUUCCGCGAACAAGUUCCCACAUUCUUCGCCUCGUACCGCGCCGCAGUUACGAUGGCGGGCGGCACUGGCGAGAAGCUCACCACGGCGACCAUCAUCGUCGCUGGCGUCGCCGCUUUAGUAGCCACGUUCCUGUCAGCUAUCUCCAUCUUCCUCCAGGCGAAAAACUAUCGAAAGCCACUUCUCCAGAGAUAUGUCGUUCGAAUCUUGCUCAUGGUUCCCAUAUACUCGAUCGCCUCGUGGACAAGUAUGAUCUCGAUAAGGGCUGCCGCGUUUCUUGACCCCAUUCGAGACAUCUAUGAGGCCUUCACAAUCUAUACCUUCUUCCAACUCCUUAUCAAUUACCUUGGCGGAGAACGAGCCCUGAUCGUCAUGACCCAUGGCCGAGAACCAGUUUCCCAUCUGUGGCCUAUGAACCACGUCCUGCCGCGUGUCGACAUAUCUGACCCCCAUACAUUUCUGGCAAUCAAGCGUGGCAUUCUUCAGUACGCGUGGCUCAAACCUAUUUUAGCGCUGGCUGCCGUCAUCAUGAAGGCCACCGGAACUUACCAAGAGGGCUACAUUGGCGUGGAGUCGGGCUACCUAUGGAGCGGUAUCAUCUACAACAUCAGCGUGACAGUGAGCUUGUACUCCCUUGGGCUGUUCUGGGUCUGCAUGCACAACGACCUUCUGCCCUUCCGCCCGGUGCCUAAGUUCUUGUGCAUCAAGCUCAUCAUCUUCGCCUCGUAUUGGCAAGGUUUUUUCCUGUCUAUUCUCGUCUGGCUGGGGGCCAUUCCAGACAGCGUCGAGGGCUAUAGUCCCGACAAUUUGGCCGCUGCAAUUCAAGAUGCGCUGAUCUGUAUCGAGAUGCCGGCUUUCGCCAUUGCUCACUGGUAUGCCUUCUCGUGGCACGAUUUUGCCGACAACAGGAUAUCGUCUGCGAGGAUGCCUGUCAAGUUCGCCAUGCGCGAUGCGUUCGGCGUCAGGGAUCUCAUCGAAGACUCCAAAGAGACUUUUACCGGUGACAAGUACGGGUAUCGGUUUUUUGACUCGGGUGAUAAAAUUAUGGCACACGAGGAUUCGCGUGCCAGACUGGGGAGACUCGAUGAAGGCAUGCGUUACACGAGGGGCGGCAAAGCGAAGUACUGGAUCCCGACACCUGGUCAGGUGGACCGUCAGACAAAUCGUGACAUUAAUGAGCGAGAUCCCUUACUUCAGGGAACCGCGGGCGGCCCGAGUGAAGAGUACAACUACGCCAACGGUACCUUCAACGAAGAUCUCGCCAAUGACCCCCAGAUAGAUCCCGAUGACGAGCAGCUCUUUGACAAGGCACGCGAGCUUGAGUUUGGCGAUUGGAAUUAUCCCGUCAUCACCGCAAAUGAGCCACUGAGCAAGCGGUAUAUGUCCUCCCAGGGUAGCCUUGGUUUCCAUUCUGAACCACGAUCGACGGUCGAACGUCUGCGGGUGUCGCCACGAAAUAGCGAGCCGGCCGUCGUAGCCAGCAAGAAGAAGAAGAAGCAGAAGAAAGUUGCAGGUGAGCCUCUAGGCUCGUCAUCAUCCCCAGACCGUACCGAGUCAGGAUCCUCGUCUAAGCGACAGAGCCCGGCGCCUCCGCCAGCGAAGGCACCCGCCAAGGCUGAUGAGGUAUCUGAGACACGUCCAAGCGCUCAAAAGGAAUAUAAUCAUCCAGAAGAGUCCCCCCUUCUGCAAGAGGCCAUGGCAUCCCCAUGGGCGGAAAGCGAACAAGAGGAUGACUUCAACGAAAACUUCGGCGUGGGAGAUGAAGACGAGUUCAAGAACGUCUGGAGCGGUGGCGCGUCGUCUCAGCCCCGCUGAUGGAGUGUAAACAAGUCAACCGCUACUUUGCAUAUUUUGAGUUUGAUACCCUUACUCCCGAGUUCUAUGUUUAAGCAAUACUGGCAUAGCGAGGAGUUUGCGAGGAACGCGAGUGCAUGCGUGUCUUGGUCACAACAGUUUACUCACCAAGUGAUCUUGCCGUGGAGCAUUUUAGAAACAAAUAAACGGCUUAGACGGACUGUGGGUUAUAUACAUGAUGUU